AUGACAACAAAUAAAAAUGGCUAUCAAUCUUCAAUUUGGGACGAACCAAGUCCUUAUAAACCCGCACAAUGGCGGUCUACAAUUACAGCACCUUUAUGUGCACUUUGUAAUAAAGCUGUUUUUCCAGCUGAAGAAGUUAUUGGAGCUGGACAAAAAUAUCAUAAACUUUGUCUUAAAUGCAUUUCAUGCAAUGCCUUACUCAAUUCUGGGAAUAUAAAUGAACAUGAUAAAAAAAUCUAUUGCGUCGGAUGUUAUCGUCGUCAAUUUGGUCCACACGGGGUUGGACGUGGCCUUGGAACAACAUCUUCAAUUAAUCUCGAAACACCACCUAGUAGUCCAAAUAUAUUCAAUCAAUUAGAAUCAAAACCAAGUGAUGAAUUAGUAAAUACUAAGAAUGAUAAUUCUCAACAAGAAACAUCAUCAUAUUUGCCAUUAUCUCGAGUAUCAUCCGAUGAUCAGUCACGUCAUAGUAAUCCUCUCAUGAACAGCGUCACCUUUAUGGGUGGUGUGACUACAAGACAAACAGUAUCAAAUGUUCAACGUCAAUCAACGACCAGUUUGACGAAUGGAGCAGCUUUUAAAAUGAUGUCUAUAUCGGGAAAUAUUUGUCCACGUUGUUCAAAAAGUGUUUAUUCAGCUGAAGAAGUUAAAGCUGCUGGAAAAUCAUUUCAUAAACGAUGUUAUACAUGUGCUCAUUGUAAAAAAAGUAUCAAUGGUGGCCGAUAUUCAGAACAUGAAGGAGAACUCUAUGAUAAUAAUUGCUAUCAACGACUGUUUGGUCCAAAAGGUGUUGGUUAUGGUAUUGGAUCAGGAGCAUUAUCAACUGGAACAUAA
Rotaria socialis is the source of this 834-nucleotide messenger RNA. The record is from the annotation of a GenBank genome assembly. NCBI's taxonomy places the organism in Eukaryota, Metazoa, Rotifera, Eurotatoria, Philodinida, Philodinidae.